Choloepus didactylus (southern two-toed sloth) is the source of this 4055-nucleotide messenger RNA. RefSeq names its product nucleolar protein 10 (gene NOL10). Gene Ontology annotation, molecular function: protein binding. Bases 86 to 2152 code for a protein of 688 amino acids. The transcript is spliced from 21 exons. The record is from RefSeq and is a predicted model, not a curated record. Lineage: Eukaryota; Metazoa; Chordata; Mammalia; Pilosa; Megalonychidae. Gene Ontology annotation, cellular component: nucleus; small-subunit processome; 90S preribosome. Gene Ontology annotation, biological process: maturation of SSU-rRNA from tricistronic rRNA transcript (SSU-rRNA, 5.8S rRNA, LSU-rRNA).
GCGAGGCUGUGCGGUUCAGAUUCUUGAGUGGCCCGGGCAAGAGGAGCGUGGACUGCAAGGCGAUUUGCGGCUCCACGGCGCCGCCAUGCAGGUGUCCAGCCUCAAUGAGGUGAAGAUUUACAGUCUCAGCUGCGGCAAGUCCCUUCCUGAGUGGCUUUCUGAUAGGAAGAAGAGAGCAUUGCAGAAGAAAGAUGUUGAUGUUCGUAGGAGAAUUGAACUUAUUCAGGAUUUUGAAAUGCCUACUGUUUGUACCACUAUUAAAGUGUCAAAAGAUGGACAGUAUAUUUUAGCAACUGGAACAUAUAAACCUAGGGUUCGGUGUUAUGACACCUAUCAGUUAUCCUUGAAGUUUGAAAGGUGUUUAGAUUCAGAAGUUGUCACCUUUGAAAUUUUAUCUGAUGACUAUUCAAAGAUUGUCUUCUUACAUACUGAUAGAUAUAUUGAAUUUCAUUCACAACAAGGUUUUUAUUACAAAACCAGAAUACCAAAGUUUGGGAGAGAUUUCUCUUACCACUACCCAUCCUGUGACUUGUACUUUGUUGGUGCAAGCUCUGAGGUUUACAGAUUAAACCUAGAACAAGGACGGUACCUGAAUCCUCUACAAACGGAUGCUGCGGAGAACAAUGUUUGUGACAUAAAUCUCGUGCAUGGCUUGUUUGCCACAGGAACAAUAGAGGGUCGAGUGGAGUGCUGGGACCCAAGAAUUCGAAAUCGAGUAGGCCUAUUAGACUGUGCAUUAAGUAGUGUCACAGCAGAUUCAGAGAUAAACAGUUUACCAACAAUUUCAGCUUUGAAAUUUAAUGGCGCCUUAACCAUGGCAGUUGGAACAUCCACAGGGCAGGUUUUAUUAUACGAUCUUCGCUCUGAUAAGCCAUUACUAGUUAAGGAUCACCAGUAUGGUCUACCCAUUAAGUCAGUUCAUUUUCAGGAUUCAUUAGAUUUAAUUUUGUCUGCAGACUCUCGAAUUAUCAAAAUGUGGAAUAAGAAUUCAGGAAAAAUAUUUACUUCCUUGGAGCCAGAACAUGACCUUAAUGAUGUGUGCCUCUAUCCUGACUCAGGAAUGCUUCUUACUGCCAAUGAAACCCCCAAGAUGGGCAUCUAUUACAUUCCAGUUUUGGGUCCUGCUCCCAGGUGGUGUUCUUUCUUGGACAACUUGACAGAAGAAUUGGAAGAGAAUCCAGAAAGCACGGUUUAUGAUGACUAUAAAUUUGUCACCAAGAAAGACCUUGAAAAUUUAGGACUCACACAUCUCAUUGGAUCACCUUUUCUCCGGGCAUAUAUGCAUGGGUUUUUCAUGGAUAUAAGACUCUAUCACAAGGUAAAAUUGAUGGUAAAUCCAUUUGCUUAUGAAGAAUAUAGGAAAGAUAAAAUUCGACAGAAGAUAGAAGAAACACGUGCACAAAGAGUCCAAAUAAAGAAAUUGCCAAAAGUUAACAAAGAGCUGGCACUUAAAUUAAUUGAGGAAGAGGAGGAGAAGCAGAAAUCUACAUGGAAAAAGAAAGUUAAGAGCCUUCCUAAUAUUCUUACUGAUGAUCGAUUUAAAGUUAUGUUUGAGAACCCUGAUUUCCAAGUAGAUGAAGAAAGUGAAGAAUUUAGACUUUUAAAUCCACUUGUUUCAAAAAUUAGUGAAAAGAGGAAGAAGAAACUAAGACUUCUAGAGCAACAAGAACGUCGUGAACAAGAAGAAGAGGAAGAAAAGGAAGGAAAACCAAGUGAUGCAGAAAGUUCUGAGAGUUCAGAUGAUGAAAAAGACUGGGUUGAAGAGGUCAGGAAACAGCGCAGACUUCUCCACCAGGAGGAAAAGCUGAAGAGGCAGGAACAGUUCAAGGAGGACCAGCAGACGGUACUAAAGCCUCAGUUUUAUGAGAUCAAAGCAGGAGAAGAAUUCAGAAGCUUCAAAGACUCUGCCACAAAGCAGAAGCUGAUGAACAAAACUCUUGAAGAUCGUUUGAAACUUGAAGCAAACAAUGGGACAUUGAAUGUAUCGGACACCACUGUUGGCAGCAAACAGUUGACGUUCACAUUAAAGAAGUCCGAACAGCAGAAGAAGCAACAGGAGGCUGAGAAACUGCACCGGCAGGAGAGGAAGAAACUGCGUCGCCCAGCUGGCCACCUGAAGUCAAGGCACAGAAGAGGGCGGUUGCUCCACUGAAUUUGGAAAUGUCCCUGUGGAACACUUGGGGUUCAACUCCUCUGACCUCCAAAUGCUGUUUGGAAGGAGCACAUCUCCCAAACUGAUUAUCAUUAGGUAUAUUAAACAUAAAGGAGCACACAUUUUUAAAAUUCCAUGUAAAUUCUUUAUGCAUUUACAGAGAUAAAGAUUUUAUAACUUGUUUCUAUACCUUAUAUUGGGCCUUGAAACCAGGCUCACACCAACUGAUUAUCGUGAGGCCCCAAGCUGCUUUUUUGUAAGUUGUGGCUCUCUACAAACAUUCUUUUCCUUCUCCUGGCUUUAAUUAAAUAAACCAUAUUGUAAAAUGGGUACCAUGGGAUGAAAGGUUUAUCUUAUGCUGACAAAGAAGAUUAAUCAUGUUUUGGGAACUUAUUUCCCUGCAGUGCCUAUUGCCAUUCACAGUUAAACUGCCCAGAAAUGCCCUUCCUGUUUUACCCAGCAUGUGUAUACUGGUCACGUCUGGGUCUGUUUAUAAGAAUGUGAUGAUAGGUUUGUUUGCUUGUUUUGUGUCCAUUUUGGAUUUUUUUUUUUUUUUAUGUUUUUAUACCAAGAAAGUAUAAUUUAGCGGUAAUAACCUAAAACAAGAGAUGGUUUAUUGGGUAUUCUUUUAACGUGGCUCAAGAUUAAGCAUGGGUUUUUGCUGUUUCUUAAGUGCAAAUAGAGCUAAACCUGCUGGAGAAAACAUUUAUACAAAUAAAUUCUUUUCAUUUGAAUAGGCUCUUUGAGAAAGACCCAUUCCUUUAGUUAAUUUGGGAAUUAAUUUUGGUUUCCUUAGGUUUUGAGGUAUGAAAGCGAUUUUGGAGGUGCCCUUAUACAUUUUGUACAUUUCUUUUUAUACAAUUGUAAUAAUAACUCUCUGGCCUGCCAGUGAAGAAUCUGACUUGAAAUACUGUGAGCAAAAAGGCGGAAUGGACAUUCACAUAACCGUGCCGUAGAGCAUGUGUCUCUCCUCAGGGGCAUCUUGAACCAGGGAUUCAAAUUCAGUCAGAUCUCCUUUUCCCUCUUUCUUGUCUUCCUCCUGUUUCAGCAUCCUCCUUAUCUCUUUAGGUCUCCAGGUCUCUCUUUUCAUACCAUCCUCCUUUUUCCCCCAGGCUUAUCUCCGCCUGCAGAGGCUGCUUCUGUGCAGACUGGCUUGCUUCACCGGGCAGGGAACAGCUUGGUCAUGUCUGCUCUGUGGUCUGUGAGUGGGUCUGAUUCCAGAAAAAAAGCAUCUGUGGUAUAUUGUGUGUGAGUGUGUGUGUGGAUGGUGGUGUGUGUGUAUGUACAGACAUGCUAACCAGAAGGAAAUGCUUGUUGUUUGAGCAACUGAGCCAGUUUGUGUUGUAGCAUCAGAGAGUCCUCAAACUAUUUAGUCCCUGGUUACCAGCCACAUUCCUCUGUCAGUUUCUUAUCCCCUGGACUCAUCUUCAUUGCCCACCUUUUCCCAAAGGAAGGUGCUUUGGCACUCAUGUUGCUUUCUUUCUCUUUUUUCCACUUUGCUUCCUUAAGGGAUCGGGAAGGUGGAAGGAAUUAGAGAUGAGGACUGGAGCUUUUCUGGCUGGUGUUUUUUUCCCCAGGGGCUGGGUGAUUAUGCUCUUGACCUACUUCCUGAGGAAGGUUUUUCCACACCUAUACCUGGCUUUCCCAGCUCUCGCUUCCUCCUUUGAGGCACCUCCUUGUUUUAUGGGGAGCCAGUAUGCUGCAGUACUGAAUUCCAUAAGCAGUGCAGAAGGUUGGCAAAGGGAGUCCAUUUGGUAUGUAAAAAGGGUGCUCUUGGAACACUGGGGAGUCACACUGUUCUAGUUUGCUAAUGCUGUGGAAUGCAAAAUACCAGAGACGGAUUGGCUUUCAUAAAAGGGGGUUUAUUUGGCUACGCAGUUACAGUCUUAAGGCCAUAAAGUGU